Ostrinia furnacalis (Asian corn borer) is the source of this 348-nucleotide messenger RNA. RefSeq lists its product as uncharacterized. Lineage: Eukaryota; Metazoa; Arthropoda; Insecta; Lepidoptera; Crambidae. The transcript has 3 exons. Gene Ontology annotation, cellular component: membrane. The coding region runs from base 1 to 348 and encodes 115 amino acids. The record is from RefSeq and is a predicted model, not a curated record. Gene Ontology annotation, biological process: sensory perception of taste.
AUGGCAUCACAAAGUGUUGCUGGCCGCUCUACACUAAAGGACACGACUGUGUACCUCACCACCCUGGCUCUGAUGCUGUGCAUACUGUACAUGCUGUCCCGCGCUGCGCAACGCAUGGAGAACAGCGCUGACGUGCUGCGGCGACGGCUGUGCAAACUGCUUGUACUGUCGCAGCCAAGUGACGACUACCACAAGGCCACGAAGGAUCUCCUGCGCAUGAUGUCCACGCGGCCGAUCCACGCGCGCGCAUUCGGCUGCAUCAACGUCGAUAUGACUCUGCUACCCGCAUGCGUGUCUUUCUUCACCUCGUACACUGUCAUUGCUUUGCAGUUUAAUAAUGUCGUGUAG